Molecule: messenger RNA, 12632 nt
Organism: Protopterus annectens (West African lungfish)
Lineage: Eukaryota; Metazoa; Chordata; Ceratodontiformes; Protopteridae
Gene: PLXNA2
Product: plexin A2
Exons: 32
Coding region: 967-6660 (1897 amino acids)
Biological process (GO): negative regulation of cell adhesion; regulation of GTPase activity; semaphorin-plexin signaling pathway involved in axon guidance
Cellular component (GO): semaphorin receptor complex
Molecular function (GO): protein binding; semaphorin receptor activity
Source: RefSeq, a predicted model, not a curated record
UUUUUAUUUCUCUGGAAGUCAAAGUAGAAAAAAAUACAUGUUGAGUUGCUUUGGAGGCGGACUCCACUGUGUGAAAUACUACAUAUUUAAUGAGGUAGCAAAAGAUCUAAAUGAGUUAGUAACUGAGGUAAAAUAUUGUAUUUUGCUUCGGGUGUAGUGAAGUAACUGGCUCUUUUUACUUGUCGUCUAAGCUCGAGUAAAAUCCAUAAUAUACAAAAGCUGGGCACUGAGCCCACUGGCUUAAUGCUGUAUAUUCAUAAGGCUGGAGGGAGUUGGAACGGAAGAGGUUAACCCGUUAUGAUAAUGAGGUAGUGGCUCGGAAGUCCGGGGAUGGAAGUGAUCUGCACCCUCCUAUCGGGAUUCAGAGCUCACAGUGUGCAACUGGGGCUCUGAGAUCGCGGCGCCGGAGGGGUUAACUGCGAGGUAGGCUCAGCCCAAAGCUGCGCGAUCGCUUAGCGAUUCAGUAGCAUCUCGAAUGUGAAUGAGGAAGAGCCUGUUUUUGUGGAGUAAAGCAGCAGAGGAGGUUCUACAACGUGGGGCGUGCAGGAUCCGCGUGUGCGACCCGCUAGACAGGACAGUCGAUUCAGGCUCGAGCCUUGGAAGCGGAGCUGCGUGACUGACAGAAGACAAGAGCCCAGGAGGAGCGGAGGAAUGCCAUCCUGACGCCGGGAUCUGAAGGCAAAGUAUCCUCAGCAUGCUUGUGCAGCUGAGUUGGGAAUGAAUGAGUGAAUGAAGGAGCCAGUCCGAACAAGAAAGAGCGGAGAAUCGCUUCAGGAAUACUGAUCGGAGAGGCAUCGAGUGAGUAGUUGGUGAUUUAAAGGCAUCUGAACCUCUUCAUGUGGAUUAAAUUACAAAUAAGAGAAGAGACUGCUAAGGAGCAUACCAACAGAUAAACGUGCUUGCUGUCUGGGGAACCAUGUGAAGUCCAGUGUUCAGAACAGUAGACAUUAAAAAGAAGCUUGCAAAAUGGAAAGAAUAAAAGCUUUCUCAAGAACUGUUUGCUCUUCUUUUGCCUUUGUUUGGCCACCAUUAGUCACAUUUCUCAUGUACUUGAUAGUUAACGAGAACUAUGCAGUUGGUUCAGUAUUCAGCACUUUCCGAGCUGAGCAGCCGGACUGGACUUUCAACCACCUGACUGUUCAUCAGCGGAGUGGGGCCCUUUAUGUUGGUGCAGUUAACCGAAUUUACAUGCUUUCAGCUAACUUGACAUUGCUAGUUUCACAUAAAACAGGCCCCGAGGAGGAUAACAAAUCUUGUUACCCUCCUUUAAUUGUACAGCCUUGUGCUGAACCACUUACAUUAACUAACAAUGUUAACAAACUGCUAUUAAUUGACUACACAGAAAACCGCUUGCUGGCAUGCGGGAGUGUUUACCAGGGGGUCUGCAAACUCCUUCGACUGGAUGACCUCUUUAUUUUAGUUGAACCAUCACAUAAAAAGGAACACUACCUUUCCAGUGUCAAUGAAACUGGUACAAUGUAUGGGGUGAUUGUGCGUGCUGAUGGUGAGGAUGGCAAGCUCUUCAUUGGUACAGCAGUGGAUGGCAAGCAGGACUACUUUCCAACUCUGUCAAGUCGCAGACUACCCAGGGAUCCAGAGUCAUCAGCCAUGCUGGAUUAUGAGCUGCACAGUGACUUUGUGUCCUCCUUGAUCAAGAUCCCCUCUGACACAUUGGCACUGGUGUCUCAUUUUGAUAUUUACUACAUAUAUGGAUUUGCAAGUGGAAAUUUUGUCUUCUUCUUGACUGUUCAACCAGUUACCCCGGAAGGAAUGUCUGCAGGCUCUAACAAUGACUUAUUUUACACAUCUCGAAUCGUACGCCUGUGCAAAAAUGAUCCAAAGUUCCACUCCUAUGUUUCUCUACCAGUUGGUUGCAUCAAAAAUGGAAUGGAAUAUCGUCUCCUUCAAGCUGCCUACCUUGCCAAACCAGGUGAGGUUUUGGCAAAAUCUCUGAGUGUCUCUGCUGAGGAGGAUGUCCUCUUUGCUAUCUUCUCUAAAGGCCAAAAACAGUACCAUCAGCCUCCAGAUGACUCUGCCCUGUGUGUGUUUACCAUCAGGAGUAUUAAUGCUCGGAUCAAAGACAGACUACAGUCUUGUUAUCAGGGAGAAGGGAAUCUUGAACUGAACUGGCUACUGGGGAAGGAUGUCCAGUGUACAAAAGCGCCGGUGCCAAUAGAUGACAACUUCUGUGGCUUGGAUAUUAAUCAACCAUUAGGAGGGUCUACACUGGUGGAAGGUGUAACACUUUACACGGAAAGUAGAGAUCGAAUGACAUCCGUGGCCUCAUAUGUUUAUGAUGGAUAUUGUGUAGCAUUUGUUGGGACAAAAACAGGAAAACUGAAGAAGAUUAGAGUGGAUGGCCCCCCACAUGGUGGAAUUCAAUAUGAAGUACUACCAGUUAUGAAGGAGGGAACAUCAGUACAUCGGGACAUGGCAUUCUCCACUGACCUUCAGUACAUCUAUAUUAUGUCUGACAGACAGGUGGUAAGAGUGCCCGUGGAGUCGUGUGAACAGUAUACAACCUGCAGAGAGUGUCUCAGCUCUGGAGAUCCCCACUGUGGCUGGUGUGUGCUUCAUAACAUGUGUUCCAGGAGAGAUAAGUGUGAGCGUGCAGAUGAACGAUAUCGAUUCGCUGACAACAUUGAUCGGUGUGUACGUGUGACUGUGAAGCCACUCAGCAUUUCUGUAUCAGAGCACAGUCUCCCUCUCAAUCUGGUAGCAAGUGACGUUCCUGAUCUUUCCUUUGGUGUGACCUGCGCAUUUGGAAAUAUCACUGAAGUGGAAGGUGAAGUUUUGGAUGACCAGAUCAUCUGCACUUCCCCUGCAGCCAAAGAUGUCCCUCUCAUACCUGCAGAUCAAGAUUGGUUCGGGGUGGAGCUGCGUCUGAAAUCUAAAGAAACAGGGGAAAUGUUUGCCAGUACAGAAUUUAAAUUCUACAACUGCAGUGUCCACCAGCUGUGCUUGUCCUGUGUCAACAGCUCAUUCCGCUGUCAUUGGUGUAAAUAUCGCAACCUCUGCACUCAUGACCCCACCACAUGCUCGUUUCAAGAAGGACGUGUCAAUGCUUCUGAGGACUGCCCACAGCUGGUACCUACUGAAGAGAUCCUGAUUCCAGUGGGAGAGGUAAAACCAAUUACCCUGAAAGCACGCAACUUGCCCCAACCCCAGUCGGGUCAGCGUGGUUAUGAAUGCGUACUAAAUAUCCAGGGGACCAUCCAUCGUGUGCCAGCUCUACGUUUCAACAGCUCCAGUGUCCAGUGCCAAAAUAGCUCAUACUCAUAUGAUGGGAUGGAUAUAAGCAACCUGGCUGUGGAUUUUGCAGUUGUCUGGAAUGGAAAUUUCAUUAUUGAUAAUCCAGAAAGCAUCAGGGUUCACCUAUAUAAAUGUGCUGCCCAAAGGGAUAGCUGUGGUCUCUGUCUGAAAUCCGAUCCAAAAUUCAAAUGUGGAUGGUGUAGAGGUGAAGGAAAGUGCACACUACAUCCGCAUUGUAUGCCUAAUAUGAACCAGUGGCUAGACUUGUCCAGUAAAAAUGUCAAAUGCAUCAACCCCCGCAUUACAGAGGUUGUGACGGUCUCAGGCCCACCGGAGGGAGGAACAAGAGUGACAAUUCAUGGUGUGAAUUUAGGACUGGAUUUCUCUGAAAUCGUAGGUCAUAUCGACGUUGCAGGAGUGGAAUGUUCCCCUGUAAGAGAAGAGUACAUCAUUGCUGAGCAAAUUGUAUGUGAGAUGGGGCGGGCCAGGCCUGGAAUCAAUGCUGGACCAGUCUUGCUUUGUAUUGGUGAAUGCAGACCAGAAUUCAUGGCCAAGUCUAGCCAGUAUUACACUUUUGUGAUUCCUACAGUGAAAGAGCUGUUCCCCAGCAGAGGUCCUGAGUCGGGAGGCACCAUGGUCACUAUAACUGGUCAAAACCUUGGUGCAGGAAGCAGCGUUUCCGUGCUCCUUGGGAACCAGUCCUGUGAGUUCUACAGGAGAACAAACAGUGAAAUUAUCUGUGUUACUGCUCCUUCAGUGAAUGGACCCAGUACUGCCCAUAUAUCAAUCACAGUGGACAGAGCACAGCUGCAGAGCAACCUGCACUUUGAAUAUAUAGAAGAUCCCACGGUUAUGCGACUGGAACCUGACUGGAGUAUUGCCAGUGGCCACACUCCACUGACAGUGACAGGGACAAAUCUUGAUGUCGUCCAGGAGCCAAGGAUCCGUGUGAAGCACAAUGGCAGGGAAUCGGUCAAUAUAUGCAGGGCUAUAAAUUCUACCACGCUUACCUGCAUGGCCCCAUCACUAAUAUCAGAGUAUCAACCUGGCAUAGAUGGUGUUGAACAUCCAGAAGAAUUUGGCUUCAUUUUCAACAAUGUACAGUCCUUGCUGCUUUAUAGUACCCAUUCCUUUGUGUACUAUCCAAACCCCACCUUUGAGCCUCUCAGCCCAAGUGGCAUUCUGGAGCAGAAACCUGGAUCUCCUAUCAUAUUAAAGGGAAGAAACUUGUGUCCUCCUGCCUCCACUGGUGCGAAGCUGAACUACACAGUUUUGAUUGGAGAGACCCCGUGUGCAAUUACUAUUUCUGAGACUCAGCUGCUGUGUGAGCCCCCAAACCUUACAGGGCACCACAAGGUUCUGGUCCACGUUGGGGGUCUGACGGUCAGCCUAGGCACUGUAAGUAUCACGUCUGACAGCCUCCUGACACUUCCUGCCAUUGUGAGCAUUGCAGCAGGUGGCAGUCUUCUCCUGAUCAUCGUCAUCAUCGUUCUAAUUGCAUACAAGCGUAAGUCACGGGAAAAUGACCUCACACUCAAGCGUCUACAGAUGCAGAUGGAUAACCUGGAAUCCCGAGUUGCUCUUGAGUGCAAGGAAGCUUUUGCUGAACUGCAGACUGAUAUAAAUGAACUCACCAGUGACUUAGAUCGAGCAGGCAUUCCGUACUUGGACUAUCGAACCUAUGCCAUGAGAGUCCUUUUCCCAGGAAUUGAAGAUCACCCUGUUCUUCGAGAACUUGAGGUUCCAGGAAAUGGUCAGCAAAAUGUGGAGAAGGCACUGAAGCUGUUUGCCCAGCUGAUCAAUAACAAAGUUUUCCUACUCACCUUCAUUCGCACUUUGGAAAUGCAACGCAGUUUCUCAAUGCGAGACCGUGGUAAUGUGGCAUCACUCAUUAUGACAUCCUUGCAAGGCAAACUGGAGUAUGCCACAGAUGUCCUGAAACAGCUCUUGUCUGACCUCAUUGCAAAGAACCUGGAAAGCAAAAAUCAUCCCAAGUUAUUGCUGCGAAGGACCGAGUCAGUUGCAGAGAAGAUGUUAACAAACUGGUUUGCCUUUCUCCUUCACAAAUUUUUAAAGGAAUGUGCAGGAGAACCUUUGUUUAUGUUGUACUGUGCCAUCAAGCAACAGAUGGAGAAGGGUCCAAUUGAUGCAAUUACUGGGGAGGCACGUUACUCAUUGAGUGAGGACAAACUGAUUCGACAACAGAUUGAGUACAAAACACUGAUUCUGAAUUGUGUGAAUCCUGAUAAUGAGAAUAGUCCAGAAAUACCAGUGAAAGCCUUGAACUGUGACACCAUCACACAAGUGAAAGAAAAAAUCUUGGAUGCAGUGUAUAAAAAUGUACCAUAUUCACAGAGACCACGGGCUUGUGACAUGGACCUAGAGUGGCGGCAAGGUCGGAUGGCCCGAGUAGUCCUGCAGGAUGAAGACAUCACAACCAAGAUUGAGGGAGACUGGAAGCGGUUAAACACACUGAUGCACUACCAGGUUUCUGAUCGUUCUGUUGUAGCCCUUGUUCCAAAGCAGACCUCGUCAUAUAAUAUUCCAGCUUCAGCUAGCAUAUCACGCACUUCGAUUAGCCGCUAUGAUUCAACAUUCAGGUACACAGGUAGUCCUGACAGUCUCCGCUCACGUGCUCCGAUGAUCACACCAGAUCUAGAAAGUGGAGUGAAGGUUUGGCAUUUGGUAAAAAACCAUGACCAUGGUGAUCAAAAAGAAGGGGACCGUGGCAGCAAAAUGGUAUCGGAAAUUUAUUUGACAAGGCUGCUAGCAACAAAGGGUACCCUACAGAAGUUUGUGGACGAUCUCUUUGAGACACUUUUCAGCACAGUACACCGGGGUAGUGCUCUUCCACUGGCAAUCAAGUACAUGUUUGACUUCCUAGAUGAGCAGGCUGAUAGACAUGCAAUUCAUGAUACAGAUGUCCGGCACACCUGGAAAAGCAACUGCCUGCCACUUCGAUUUUGGGUGAAUGUGAUUAAAAACCCUCAGUUUGUAUUUGAUAUCCACAAAAGCAGCAUUACAGAUGCUUGCCUUUCUGUUGUAGCCCAGACAUUUAUGGAUUCUUGUUCCACAUCAGAGCAUCGCCUGGGCAAAGACUCUCCAUCCAACAAGCUGCUUUAUGCUAAGGACAUCCCCAAUUACAAGAGCUGGGUGGAAAGAUAUUAUGCAGAUAUUGCAAGACUGCCUGCAAUAAGUGACCAGGACAUGAAUGCCUACCUCGCAGAGCAAUCUCGGCUACAUGUGACUGAAUUCAACAUGUUGAGUGCACUCAAUGAAAUCUACUCUUAUGUUUGCAAAUAUAGUGAAGAAAUCAUUGCAGCUCUGGAACAGGAUGAACAAGCGUGCAGGCAACGCUUAGCCUAUAAAGUAGAACAACUAGUUAGUGCCAUGUCUUUGGAGAGCUGAGAGAUGGAGGCCUUUCUAAUCAGAGUGUAACUGAACAUUCAGAUUCCUUUGUACUAAAAACUAAGGGACAUGCAGCUCUGCAGGUAGAAGGGAACAGUAUAAGAAUUUAAUUUAUCUUGUGUCUAGUGAUUCUAGAAUCGCUUCACCCUAAUCAUAUUCCGUUUUGGGAAUUCCUAGCAGUGCAGUUUGUCAUCACAACUUCGGGGAUGCUCCCAGGGUACAGGACUGCUGAAGUGUGCAUAGAGAAAAGACUCUUGUUUGAACAUCUGUUAUGAUGGCUGAUUUGCAUGAAAAAGCACUAGCUGUAUAUUUGGACAUGGUGUAUCUUUAUUUUUUUCUUGAAAAAAUAAACUUAUUUGCAGGUGAUGGAACACAUACUUUACUUAAAGGCAGAGAUUAUAUUCUUUUUUUAAUGGCCUACAUUCAGAAAUAACUGUUUUUUUAAAUUGCAUUUUGGAAGUCUUGUGGCUUGAAGUGUAUAAAGGACAGAUAAAAGCAAUCAUUGGGAAAACUGGAUUUCACUGAAUAAUGAUGAAAAGACAACAAUGUGUUCUAGCAACUAGAAAUGUUUCAGCAAGUCAGCAGAUUUGCACCAUCCCUUCAUUCAAAGAAGGAAACCAGCUUUAGCUCAUCAGCAAGGAGCUUCUAUCAAGGCAUACAAAACAAAAUGCCAACCUUCAAAAACUAUAGUGUCCCUUGUAACAGCAGCUAAGAAACCCUUAAGACAACAUCUCAGUAAAGCAGAUAUCAAUAUAAUCUCCAUGGGGAUAUUCCAGUAACGUGCACCUGAGGCCUACACAAAGAUUUUUGAAUGAAUGACAGAAUGAAUACUUCCAUGUAAUUAUCUUCCUACCAAAAGCUAGUGCUGUGCCAUCCAGUAGAAAGAUUCCAAUUUUUUAUGUGACAACCAUUUAAUCCCCAGUUUUUAUCUUAGCUGCUCUUUUGAAGAUUUCUCUGCAUUUUACUGUUUCUGUUAUGUCUUUGUGUGACUAGUGACUUCAUUUAUAGGUAAAACAGAAAGUUACCCCUACCCAAGGAAAGGAGCUGUGUUAUUUUUUUAUAUAUUUUUCUUUUGUUCUUUUUGGUUGCUUGUUUUUAUUCAUUGUGUGGCCAAGAGCCACUGUGUUUCUUUCCUUGCAGUAUAAUGUUUACAGAAAGUCAUACUUGAAAAAAUAAGAAAUUGUGGGAGAUAACUUAUUUAUUAUGUUUUUAAUUGUCAAAGUAAGCAACACUGAUUUUUUUCUGUUUUUAGGAUUGUAAAGAGGUCAUCAUUCACUCAUCAUGUCUUAUUCAUUACUGCAGUUAAAGUUUGUGUUUGAAGUCAGAAGGUGGAUGCUGCCAGAUUUAUUUAACAUUGUCUUAUAUUACUCCUGUCAGUAGUCAGCUUAGAUUUCCUCACUGGCUCCGUCAGACUUAAUACUUCCCUGUUGCACAUAGUGGUGGCAUCUAGCCUGCAUUGUCGAUCUUUUCUUGAAGUUCAGGAACAAAAGACCAAAGGUUAAGAUUCUCUUUGAGUGCCAAGUGACAUAAGAAGUCUGUAAAUAUAUCUGUCCCUCUGGUAAAUAUUAUUACUUAUGUACAUAAAUUAAAAGGACUGAGUGUUAGACACACUAGAUGAUAAAUGUGGAGUUUAGCAUUUAUCUUCAAUAUUUUUCACCUAAGCACGAUGUGUACUAUCAGGUAAAAUUACACCAUCCUUUGAUGUCUCUGUUGAUUUAGCUUUGACAAGAUGUUCUCUGUUGAACUAGUGAAUUCCAUGGGCAAUAAUGUAGUUUUUUUUAAAUACAGAGAUCUUUUUCAUGUGAACGUGUGUGUCGUGUCUGCACCCUAGGGUGGCUAAUGUCAUGUCUAAUGUUAUAUCAGCGUGCAUGGUAACGAGGCUAAUCAUGCUGCAGGCGUGGAGAGACUAAGCAGGAAAUAAGUCACUAGUCUGAGUGACAGUUGUCUGAUGGAUAAGUGUGUGAAAACCACAUUAGUGCAAGAAUAGAGGACCCCCCCCCAGGGCGGGAUUGCUGGCUCAAAGUGCAGUGGCCAUGGAGUUGAUUAUAUUAAGUAAGUCAGUACAGGUGAGGCUUUGGGGGCACCCCCCCCCCUAAAAAAAGGCAUGCAGUUUUGCACCAUUUACUUUGUGGAGAUGACAUUUGUACAUCUGCUUCCCCACUUGUGCCCUUAAUGUCAGUGGGAGCAGUUGGCAUUCACAUCCUCUGAACUCUUGUGACUGGACCCCUGUGUGUGACAACAUGUUUUUCAGGAUUAGAUUCCUUUGUGUAGUGAGACAUACUCCUCAACAGAGAAAUUUUUCUUUACGGGGCAAGGAACAAGAAGUGUAUUUCAGUAGUUGCACUGAUGGUGAAAAGUGUUUUACUUAGUAGAAAAGUGUACACAAUGUAAAGGUCUUCUUCAGCAGGUUCAUUGUUCUUGCAUUCCUUAGGAAGUAUGUUUCACCAAGAAGUGGUGCUCAACCUUAUAGGUCUAAGGCCACGAAAAAUCAAUAAAUCUACAAACGUUUACCUGCCCAUUACUCUGUUUUCAGGCACCUUUAGUUUUGACAUGUUUCCUUGCUUCAUCUACAGUCUACCUGUGUGUGAGAGCUAACAAGGAUUAGCGAGGUUUUGCAACUGGAUGCUUGCCAUAUUUACUAAUCUAACCAGCAUGUCUCUUGUGCCCCUGUCAUAUUUACAGGCAUGAACACAGCAAAAAUCUUGUUAGCAAAAUUCACAGCCAUCAUUCUUCAUAGCUUAUUUCAGGAACAGUACAUUUAAACGGCUGCCUGGCAUGUAUGAAUUGUUCAUUUGGCUAAAAGAAAAAUUAGUUAGACAUGAACUGCAUCCUGUAUUUUUCAGUCAAGAUGCAGUUCAUUUAUAUAUAAAGGCUUUCUAAUGAAGAGGGAGGUUAACUACCUAUACUUACAGUUCUAUGAUUGUUUCUGACUCCAGAGCUCACCAGUUACUAAAUUUGACUGUUACAACAUCAAUAGUGUACUGUCAGAGUGUAAAAGUUCAAGAUACUAAAGAUAAGCUUUCUUGUUAUAGGCAUUGAAAUUACUCUUAGCCAUCAUUCAGUAAUUUUACUCUUUUGCUGGCUUUGUAUGAGACAGCUAUUGGGUUUUCUAUCUAAUGUCAGAGAGACCUAGGAUCUGAAACUGCCCCUGGUGCAUAGAAGGCAGGCUAAGCCAGAGAAUGACUGACUGCCCAGUAAUGCAGACACAUCUCAGUCAGAUUUCAUGUAGCCAAGUGUUCCCCUCAGUUUCAUUUGAAUGUUUGUUCUUUGACAGUCCUGGCCUUUGUCAGCUGUAGUAAACUGCCCUCUUAUUAUUUGCAAACAUUCUUAGUCUGGGGCUUAGAUGCAGCAGCUUUUAAAGUCUGUACUAAUGAAAGCAUAUCAUUGAGUUAGACUCAGUUCCCUGCUAUUUCAUAGGAAUUUCUGAAUGAGACCAAAAUGGAUAGACAUGGCAACAUGUAUGCUCCAGGAACUACUGCUGUGUUUUAUAAGAGAGCAGAGGAGGAAUCUUUUUUCAACAUAACCGACGGGAAGUGAUACAGUCCAAAGGCUUUUAGACGUCACAGUACACCAUGUUAUGCGAGUCAGCCUGCUGUCAUGACAGUGUUUUAACAGCAUAUUGUUACUAUGCCAGACUUUUGCAGAAUGGUUAUGACAGCCAGCAGUAUGGUAUUCCUGAAGUAAUAGAAGAACCAGCAUCACCGAAACUUAAGUCAGAGAUGAACAAAUAGUUUCUUUAAUAAAAAACAAGAUUACUCUCUCCCCAAGUUAGUUAUAGUUCCAUAUGAGAUCAGUAUGCCUCAGGAGAAAAAAAAUACUUGCAUUUUCGAGUUAUCUUGAAUUGAAAAGCCUAUUAGCAACAAACUAACAUCCAUUUCAGAAUUCAUGCUUUUGUAGCAAGUGAUGGGCUAUUGUAUGAGCUGAACAUCAAAAACAUGAUAGGUCCUUUACAAAAUAAAUGUCCAGCCUUAGUGCAGUGGUUCUUGACCUCAGAGUGCCUGUAACCCAUUGUCAGAGUUAUUCCAGUCCCUUGGACCACAUCUCCCAUUUUUUUUCUAAAGUAUGUCACCUCACCACCCAACAUUUUGGCACACCUUUCUUUUAGGGAGAGUAAUUUAUGAGCUGCAAUUUGUUUUCUAGAACUUUCAGGCAUUAAUAAUAACAUUUAUUAUUAAGUGUAUUGGCCUUCGACUGUAGGUACUCCACAGUACAACUAUAUGUAUGCCAUAAACCUAACAGCCACAUCUGUAGGUCUAUAUACUCCAGUAUGUCAAAUCACAUCUACAGGUUUAGGUAGUCAAUCUACCUGGGAAGAGUACAUCUGUAGGUGUAGGAAUCCCUGUACACUCAAUUGUAACCCUAUAUACUGAGUAGUCACAUGUGGGCAUUGGUAUCUCAAUUCUAGUAAGAGUCACGUCUAUUAAUGCCAGCGUCACAAUACAUCUGGUAUUCAUACACAGAGGCACAAGUAUUUCAGAGCACAAGCAUCACAGUGCAACUAGUAUUCACCAGGUACACCUCACAAUCACAUCUACGAGGGCAGAUACCGCUGCACGGCUAUCACUCUUGUCUGUAAGCACAGGCACUCCCAUAUACCGAGCACUCACAUCUACAAACCAAAUAUGCAUACAAGGUGACCGAAUGAAUCCAGCAAGUGAGAAGCCAAAGUUCCUGAUAUGUAGCUAUUGUGAUAUUUAUCGUACCACAAAAUAUCCUUAUCUGAGUAGACUCCCAGUCCUGAUUGGUUAUCCUUAAUAUUUAAACAUAAGUUUGUAUUCUCUGUAGUUUUUAUUAAAAUAGUUUUAAAGGGUCCGGUGUAUGACAAUGCCUAAGCGCAUGGUGCAAUGCUAUUCUAUCAGCUUUCUAAGCAUUUGUCAAAUGCUUAAAAGUAAUUGUACAAUGGAUUCCAGUAAUGAAGCAAUUACUUCAUUUAACUGUUACGUUAGUCUCACACAUUGUUUUUAAUGUUUUGUCCUCUGAAUGUAGUGCACAGUACAACAGGUGUCUGUGAAGUAGUAAAAAUAAAACAUCUGCUACUUAACGUGGUUAAACAUCAGAAGUAACAUUGACUUCUGUGUGAGAACUGCAUCUUAGCCUAACCUAAACUGAAAAUGCUAAUGCUGGCUUUGAGGGGCAGUGUUCUUUUACUGGCUUAGGGAUUUACAAAGAAAAGAACUUCAAAUCAGGAGGGGAGGGUGAGACUGGAGAGUUAUACCUCUCACAGUGCAGACUGAAUUGUGAGCUUUUCCACAGUUCUUAGAGCAUAAGACACUUUUUACUGUUUGUUGUGCUCGCCAAGAAAAUAUUAUUUAAUGUUCUCAAUGCCAUUUCAUCUCAGUUCUAUAAAUUUCACUGUUGUCAGAGAAAGUCCAGUUUAGCUGGGGCGAAUAUUGUGCAAAAUUACAUUAAGUGAAACAGCAACUUGUGUGCCAAAUGGGUUCCCCUUGGAGUCUCUGUCCACUCAGGUCCUUUUCCUUUAUUCAGUUUACCUCUGUAAUGUUUUAUUACCCCGACUAUGGGGAUCUUUGAAAAAUCAGGAAUUCAGAAAACUGUUCUGUAUCCAAGAUGUACAAUAAGUCUGUUGGUUAUUUGUCUGAAAGGAGUCUGUAUUCAUUGUAGGACAGCACCUUCAUGAGGUGGACCCAAGGGAUUAGUGUCAGAGGAUUAUUAACUUGUAAAUAACAGCUCAGGGCUCUGCCCGGUCCAUAAAGUUCUGUAUGGCACACUGGAGUUCCAUAUCAAAAUAAACAAAGGUGGCUGUCUGUUCUUUUUUUAUGUUGUUGCUUUUACAGGUGUUGUGAAAAGUGUAAGAAAGUAUUUAAAAUGUUUUUUGAGGAAACAAACUUUUUUUGUUAUUAUUCUAAUAUAUUAUUGUGUACCUAUUGUAAAUAAUGAAGUUCUCCUAUUUUGCAAGCCAAGGACUCACUUUUUACUGUUGUUAUAUAUAAAUAAAAUUUACUGGAUAAAACUUG